AUGCAUUCUCCCAUUGAGCGCGCUGAGUGGGGUAUCUGGGGUACGUGGUCAUCGUGUAGCGCCUCAUGUGGAGGAGGUCUAAGCACUCGCGUUCGUGGAUGUUAUGGCGGCAAUCGACUCUGCCCAGGGUCCUCCCUCCAGACACAACACUGCAAUACACAGGAAUGUCCUACACGUCGAGCAAUGUGUACAGGACGAAUAAAACUUCCAUGUGAUCUUGCAGAUUACAUUUCCUUCGGACAAGAUCCUGAACGAAAUGCUGGUGAGGAUUUUUUGAUCUUAUACUUGAACCACAACAUGUCAUUAAAUACUAAAUCAAUAUUUUAUUGAUU
Messenger RNA from Strongylus vulgaris, 332 nucleotides. Lineage: Eukaryota; Metazoa; Nematoda; Chromadorea; Rhabditida; Strongylidae. The record is from the annotation of a GenBank genome assembly.